GGUGAUUGGUUCCGAUCUAGUGGAGGAGGCUGAGCCUUCUUAGAAGUGGGCUCUCGGCAAAGCAUCGAUAAGGAAGACAAUCAGAGGAGAGGCGGACGAUAGUCCUGGUGUUGUUUCGAGAUGGCGGAAGCUCACCAGGCUGUGGCGUUCCAGUUCACCGUCACGCCAGAGGGCAUCGACCUGCAGCUGUCCUACCAGGCUCUCACCCAGAUCUACCUUUCAGGCCUGCGCUCCUGGAAGAAGAGGCUGAUCCGUGUCAAGAACAGCGUGAUCAGGGGGCUGUACCCUGCCAGUCCAUCCUCCUGGCUCUUUGUGGUCAUCGCCAUCCUGGCCACCAUGUACACACGCUCUGAUCCCUCCAUGGGCCUAAUCGCCAAAAUCCAGGAGCACCUGCCCGUGAGCCAGUCCCUCAGUCUUCAGUGCCAGACUGUGGUGUCAGCGAUGCUUUUCAGCACCCUCCUGUGGCUCUUCCUGAUCUUCACCAUGCGCCUCUGCCUCAAGCAGCUGCUUUCCUACCAUCGCUGGAUGUUUGAGCAGCAUGGGAAGAUGUCUAACACUACCAAAGUGUGGAUGGCUCUGGUGCGGAUCUUCUCAGGCAGACAGCCCAGGCUUUAUAGCUACCAGGGUGCUCUCCCUAAGCUGCCUGUCCCUGCCAUCAAAGAUACCAUCAAGAGGUACCUGGAGUCUGUGCGGCCUUUGAUGAGCGCCUCUGAGUUCGAGCACAUAUCUGAGCUUGCCACAGAGUUCCAGAAAGGCCUAGGAAAUCGUCUGCAAUGGUAUCUCAAGCUCAAAGCACUCUGGGCGACCAACUACGUGAGCAACUGGUGGGAAGAGUACAUCUACCUCAGAGGGCGGGGGCCGAUCAUGGUCAACAGCAACUACUAUGGCAUGGAUUUUCUGUAUGUGACACCAACACCGAUCCAAGCUGCCAGGGCUGGAAAUGCUCUUCAUGCAUUUCUUCUCUACAGGAGAAAGCUCAACCGAGAGGAGAUCAAACCUAGUCGAAUCCCAGGCAGCAUCAUUCCCCUGUGUUCCACUCAGUGUGAGAGGAUGUUCAACACCACACGCAUUCCCGGAAAGGAGGCCGAUAUAGUACAGCACUGGAAAGACAGCGACUAUCUGGCUGUUUACCACCGGGGCCGUUAUUUCCGACUGGGGAUGUACAAUGCGGGCAGGCUGCUGUCUCCCAGGGAAAUUGAGUUCCAGAUCCAAAAAAUCCUGGAUGACUCCUCCCUACCUUCAACUGGAGAAGAAAAGCUUGGGGCACUGACAGCAGGAGACAGGAUCCCAUGGGCCAAGGCUCGGAAGCAGUUUUUCAGCUCUGGGGUCAACAAGCGUUCACUGGACUGCAUUGAAAAGGCCGCUUUCUUUGUUACCUUGGAUGACGACGAACAUGGCAUGAUGGGACAUGAUCCAACUGGCAGCCUGGAUCGCUAUGCAAAAUCCCUGCUCCAUGGAAAAUGCUAUGAUAGGUGGUUUGACAAGUCCUUUUCUGUGGUGGUAUAUAAGAAUGGAAAGAUUGGUCUGAACGCAGAGCACUCAUGGGCCGAUGCCCCUGUUGUGGCCCACUUGUGGGAGUAUGUUUUAGCCACAGACAGCUUUCAGCUGGGCUAUAAUGAAGAAGGCCAUUGCAAAGGAGACAUUGACCCUACUCUGCCACAUCCGCAGAGACUUAGCUGGGACAUCUCGCGAGAGUGUAAGGAGCACAUCUCCAGGUCUCUUGCAGUGGCACAGGUACUUGCAGAUGAUGUGGACUUCCACGUUUUUCCCUUCAGGGACUUUGGCAAAGGAAGAAUUAAGAAGUGUCGAAUAAGUCCAGAUGCCUUCAUUCAGCUGGCUUUGCAGCUUGCAUAUUACAGGGAAAGGAGGACGUUUUGCCUUACUUACGAGGCCUCCAUGACUCGCCUUUUUAAAGAGGGACGAACAGAGACGGUUCGAUCCUGUACCAGCGAGAGCUGUGCCUUUGUCAGAGCCCUGGACAGUGGAGAGGAUGCAGAUCAUUGUAAGCGCCUCCUCCGAUUGGCUGCAGAGAAGCACCAGAACCUUUACCGAUUGGCCAUGACAGGAUCUGGUAUCGACAGGCACCUCUUCUGCCUGUAUGUCGUUUCAAAAUACCUUGGUGUGGAGUCACCUUUCCUGAAAGAGGUGUUGUCACAGCCUUGGCGUCUAUCCACCAGUCAGACCCCGUUCCAGCAAGUAGAGCUGUUUGACUUGGUCAACCAUCCGGAAUACAUCUCCUGUGGGGGAGGCUUCGGACCGGUGGCAGAUGAUGGUUAUGGGGUGGCCUACAUCAUUGUAGGAGAAAACAUGAUAAAUUUUCACAUCUCCUGCAAGCACUCCUGCUCGCAAACUGAUUCUCGUCAGUUUGGUGCCCAAAUAGGAAAAGCUCUUCUGGACCUUCUGUCACUGCUCAGUUUUGACCAAAGAGCACCAGCCAAAACAAGGAACACAGAGGCAAAGAAAACGAUGUAAAGGAAUCGAUAUGGAGCCAUAAAAACAGCUGAGAUGGCAGAAUGAAAGGAGACCAGGGGGAUAGGGGUUGAUUAUUGGUGAUUAAUGCAGUAGGACGGGAACUUUAAUGAAGUAGACUGAGUGAAGCCAUUCAGGUCUGGAGAACCAAAAGAACCGUGUGAGAUAGUGUUGGGGAAACUGGACAAGAAACAUAAUGGUCAUCGUGUCCCGUUUUUCAAGGUUUAAGUACAGGCCAGCAAUGGGUCAAUAAAAGAGAACUGUACCGAAGGGAAAUGAACGGAAAGUCAGCUGUGAAAAGGUGUGAGCAGGUAACACAGAUGUUAGGAAGGGGAGAGAACAGCCCUGUAACCUGACUCAGAGAUAGCCAGCACCCCCCAGCAGGGACCACAUGGAAUCUCAGCUAGGGGGCUGAUGCUGAUGGAAGCAGAACUACUUCAGGUUCCAAUUGUAAAAGCGUGCCAGUAGAAAUCAGGAAGUGUGGCAUGUGGAGGGACCCUGCGGUCGUAAGGAAAACUAGAUGAGAGGGCAGAAAUGGAGAAACGUGAGGAAAGACAUGCAGGACGAAAUGAAACCUACAUUUUCAAACUUCUUUUGUUUCGAUUACUAGAAGCCAUAUAUAGACCACGCACAUGAAUAGCCCAUGCUGUUAAAGACACAGUUACUACAGUGAACCACACAUUUUAAAGGAUUAGAUGUGUAACCUAACUUGUAGUGUGGUAUUCCUUGGAAUUCUAUCAAGAAUUUUAAUUUGAGUGUUAAUAGUAUUAAAUGUUUACCAUCAGUUUUGGUAAUAAUGCAAUUUGACACAUUGCUGACUUUGAUUCCAUAUGCUGUUUUGCAUAUGUCCUUAUGAUUGUUUUCUUCCAUGAUUAUUCCAUGGUGCUUAUCACCAUGAGAAAUGUCAGGAGUAUUACACAGGCCUCAUUGUUUCAGUCCUUCCGGUCCUGCUCAGUAGUCACAUAGAGUAAAACCAGUUUGCUCUUUUUAUCUCCUCCCAGAGCGAGACAAUAAAAGAACUAUAGGAACAAUGAUCUCUUCCACUCAUUUUAAGCAUUUUUAUAUCAAAAUAAUUGACAUUUUCAAUUUUAUAAAGAAUUAAUAGCAGUUUAAGAAUGCUCAUCGUGUUGUAUAUAAAUUAUUAAUAAUCAUAAAGGUAUACAUGAGCAGCGGUUUUAUAUGGCAGCUGUUUUAUGUCGAAUACUGAAAGUUAAGUCCUCAGUGGGGAGAACAAGCUUUGAUAAGAGACCUCAAGAGUGGCUAUUCUGUUCCAGGCCAGUUAUGUGCAUGUUUUCUCUUCUUAGAGGGUUGAUGAAAAGCUCACUGUGAGGGAUAUUCCACUUCUCUGAAUGGACAAAGUCACUUCACAGAGCUGUACAGAUACUGUGCAUACUUGGGUUGAUGUUUUUAUUUUAUUUUAUUAUUUCAAAUAUUGUAUAUUUUUGAUCAGUUAAAUGCAAAAGAAGCUUCUAGUAGUUUCUGGAAACGUGUUUAUGCUCACUGUGCAUUUUUAGCCAUUCUGUCGAUUGCGUGUGUCCCACUGCUGCUGCUUUUCUGCAUUACGCCUAUACUGUACACUGUAUGUAUGUUUUUUCCCUUUUUGUAAUUUAACACAAUAUUUUCUUCACAACUUUCACUAUUAGGAUGGAAACGGUUGAAUGUUUUGGUACAAUCUUUUUUUAAAAAAAAUUUUUUUUUUUAAAUUACUUGUCCUUUACAAAUCCCUUCACAGUUCAAAAAUGUGGUUAAUCGAAGCUGUCAGAAAGCCUGUAGGUGUGACUGUGUAUGAGAAUGAUAUGUGUGCCCUGCAAUGGGUUGCUGUCCCAUCCUGGGUUGUUCUCUGCCUUGCAUCCAUAGCUUCCAGAAUAGGCUUUAGACCAACACGACCCUGCAUAUAAAAAAUAGAUUCAGGGAAAAAUGUUGGGUGUAAAAAAAUAGAUGGAUGGAUCUUUCACAAAUAAAAGGAACAGCAAGAGACAUCCUCGUUGGUGUAGGUGAGUCCCUGUGUUUGUUUUUUAUAUGGGAGGACUCAGUGGUCAGAUUGCAGAUUUCAGUUAAAAUGAACGUGGUAUAGAAAACUGAUGAGAGGGAAUAUGAGAGUGAUAGACAGACCAGUUGGGUGACUGUAGUUUUGUGGGUACAGCGGAGGUCUGUGGUAGUAAAAUACGAGUAAAGUUAUAAGGUGAAUUUUAUGGUUUACCAGUCAAUAUACGUCCCUAUCUUCAUCUAUGGUCAUGGCCUACAGCAUGUGCAUAUGACCAGAAAUCAAGGUUGCACGUUCAAGAUGCCAAAAUGAGGUUUCCCUGCAAGCUCGCAGGACUCCCUCCCCAUGACAAGGUAAGGAUUUUGGAAAUUCAGAAGGACCUCCAUCAGGUAUAGAGGAGUCAGGCUCUGGGAAUCACUCAGGAAACACGGGAAAUUGCAUCAUCUGGUUGAUUUAGGAAUAUCUUGGGAUUUCCCACAAUAAUCUAUUGGCCAUAUGAACUGGAUGGUAUGCUGUCAGGAUAUGACACUAAGUAUUUUUGAUCACAGUGGAUUAUGUAGGUUCCGGGUGGCAUUGUUUUCUUCCCAGAAUGAUAUUUGUAAGUGAUCAUCCUGUAAGUCACCAUAUGCAAAACAGUUCAUGAAACUUUCAGAAUGACUCAUGACACAAAUUGCUGUAAUAGAGCGGUUUAGUAUUUUUGGUUACACAGCACAUGCCUUUGUGGUCAUUUUAUUUUUUGUGUUAUACAGUGCUGUGACUUGUUUAUUAUUCUGCUGUAUUGAACUGUGUAAUGAGACUUUGGUGCGGAUGUGAAUUAAUGCUUUUUCUUACCAGUGACCUUCACAUACUGUAACAUAGAGCCUUGCAAUGUUGAAUCUGGUGUCUCAAAAUGAAUAAAAAAACAGCUUGCUAAAGAAACAUGUUUAGUCAGUAUCAAUGAGAAGGUAAGAAUUGUGGAGAUCAGGGGCAUAUUUAAACUGGCAGUUUCAUAAUAUGUCUAAGCAUGUUGUGUUUUGAUUUGUAUGAUGAUGGUACUUUUAAUUUUAGUGGCACAAACUUCAUUCAUAGAAUCUUUUUAUUUUGAGCUAUGACUUCAUUGUUUUGGCUCAGUUAUGGCUGCUUGCAGUUUAACCAUUCUGUUAAGGCUUGAGGCCUGUUAUAGAAGAGCACUUUCUGUGUUUAGACUAAUUCACCCCGCUUUCCAGAGUUAUAAACCCAUUUUGGUGCAUUCCUCUUUGUUCUUUCAUUAGCCCAUCCCUUACAUUGAAUGAAUUAAUUAUUAUGUGUGUUGUUAAACAUAGAUAUCAAAUUAUUGUAGUAAUCCCAUGUUAAGCACAAAUUGUGAUUUACAAAUGUUAAAUUGAGAAUGUUACUCUAGGAAUUUAAUGACCACUUAAACCAAUUUAGAAUUACUAUGUACCGAUGUGAAUAAUCAACAUCUACGAUAUAUUUUAAAUUAUGAAUUAAUUUAUGCAGAUCAUACGAUGUGUAAACCUGCAGAUUGCGAUGUCAAGUUUGGUGUCAAACUCACAGAGAAAUCCUUAUAAACAACGGAAACGACUAAGAACGGCUCCAGACCUUGCCCCCCCCCCCCCCAAAAGAAAAGAAACUCCAUCUUUUCAUCAAUUCAUCCUCCCCAUACAAGCUUCCAGAGACUCCUUCCGCAACCAAGUAAACUCCAUGUCAUUCACUUGCUAAUCCAGUGUUUCCCAACCCAGUCUUCGGGGACCCUGGACAGUCAAUGUUUUUGCUUCCUUUUAACUCCUAGUGCAUGUGUACCAGGUAUUUGAUGUUCCUGAUUGGCUGGGAGCUGGGCGGGAGCAAAAACAUGGGCCGUUCGGGGUCCCCGAGAACUGGGUUGGGAAACACUGUGCUAAUUCAACCUAUUUUGUUUAUCUGUUUUAAUUUUGGGUCGCACUUCUAGGAUCAAGUGCUUGCUGUGCAGAACCGUAUUUCCUUUAACAUGGGACCCAUUUCAAUUGUUGCUGCUUCCCAUAUUCCAUCUUGCUUAUUGGUUUUAUUCUGUUUUAAUCUGUUAUUUUGUCCUUGUUUCAUGUUAACUGUCUCGUGUGUUAAUUGUAGUGUUAGGAAUAAAUGUAUGCAUUUAUACACUUCUGUAUAAAUCUCUGUGUCAUGACCUGAUCGUACGAUCCUCCUGUGCCACGCCCUCUCGUUUACCUCGUGUGGACUCCCAGUGUUUAUAAGCUGUUUAGAGUUGUCUUCGUUAGUUCUGUGUAUUUAAGUCCACGUCAGAGUAUGUUUCCCUACUUCUGUCAUUGUAGUUUUGUGGACUGUGAUGCCCCUUCAUUUAUAAAUUAAAUAUUUUAUUUUACUCCA
This is a messenger RNA of Brienomyrus brachyistius, 6790 nucleotides long. Its product is annotated as carnitine O-palmitoyltransferase 1, liver isoform-like. The record is from RefSeq and is a predicted model, not a curated record. Bases 121 to 2472 code for a protein of 783 amino acids. Gene Ontology annotation, biological process: fatty acid metabolic process; carnitine metabolic process. The transcript has 19 exons. Gene Ontology annotation, molecular function: carnitine O-palmitoyltransferase activity. Lineage: Eukaryota; Metazoa; Chordata; Actinopteri; Osteoglossiformes; Mormyridae. Gene Ontology annotation, cellular component: mitochondrion.